UAGCACAUCACGCAUCGCGGCAUCGGUUUGGUUACUGCCAAACAAAAUAGAGAACGAGGAGAUGAAAUGGAGGUUAGGGCGAUAAAGAAGCUGACGAAAAAUUGGCGAAGAAAGUCCGGCGAUGACAAGUUCUCUCUCCCAACGCGAGAUGAAGAUUCUCGUCCCAUGGAUUCCCAAGAACAGGAGGAGUUCGUUCGAUCACUUGAGAGGGAACAAGCUCAGCACAGUCGCUUAUGGAGGAGUGUAUUCGCCACAUUUCUUUUCUGCUAUGAUGCGUUUGUUGUGUACUCCAUGAUUCAACAGGCAACAUCUCCAUGGGAACUGCGUUAUCAUGCUUACUUCAUGGAGGACAUCGCCUCAUGGAUGGUUAUAGCUGCAGAUUUGGUAGCUGUUUCGGCAUGCACAAUGGCUAUCAUAGGGCUGCUGCAGGGGUCAAGGUAUCACAGGCGAUGGAUUUGGUACUCCUUUUCUGUUGGCCUUGUACUGGCAGUAUUCUGGUCACAUUACCUGCUGAGAUUGCCAAAAUUCCGCUGGGAUGUGAUUUGGCUUCCUUUUGGGCCUCUCGGCGGAGCUGGAAUAACUCUCUACGUGGAUCAUCUUCUAUCUGAGUCAUCGGAAGAAGUGAGAAAACUUCGAAGUUACAUGUAUGCUUACAAAGGCAGCUAAAUUGUCAUUUUCGUUUCUGGCUAUUUUCCACUCUGAUUGGCACUGGUAUUGGCUAUUCUGAUUUUCUUAUGGUCCUUUGUCUCUUUGAAAGGUUUUGAUGGGCUGGGUACUCUUACAGCCCAAAUAACUGUUAUAAUUAGGAUGAAUGGGCUAGAAAACUGAGAUUCGGCCCAUCUAACACAAAGUCCAAUGCAUAAGACAAUGUGUGGGGCCGCAU
Molecule: messenger RNA, 883 nt
Organism: Tripterygium wilfordii
Lineage: Eukaryota; Viridiplantae; Streptophyta; Magnoliopsida; Celastrales; Celastraceae
Exons: 8
Coding region: 67-666 (199 amino acids)
Source: RefSeq, a predicted model, not a curated record